CAGUUCUGAAAGACGAUCCUGAGAAGAGAGUGAAUGUCUAGGGAUGGACUUAGUUAGCUUCGGGCGUCUGAACAAGUCUGGGCUGCAGUUCUUUCACUGCAGCUAAUAGCACACCAAGGAGAUAUGUCUUUAUUUCUCUGCUUGUAGUCAAUGAGAGGAUUUUUGCAGGCUGCACAGUUUUGAGGAGGGAAAGUCCGUUGGCAGAUGCAGGCGCGUCACGCAGGAGCAGUUAAAUAAAACUAAACUCUUUUCGAGACAUUCUCCUGACAAAUACAGGCUCAUUCAAGGGAAUUUGUCAGAUCAUGCAUGACUAAGGACAACGUCGUUUACUGCUUCGCCUCGGUGACCAGUUUUGAGCGGAUUUGAAAAUGAGGUGUUUGCUGCAAUGGACUCUGCUGCUUGCUGUGUUGCUGUGUCUCCCAUCACGGUCUACAGCUCAAGGUCAGUGCAAUAAUGUUGUUGCGGGAGACAUUGUGUUCCUAGUAGAUGGAUCAUCCAGUAUUGGCCGGGCCAACUUUGUGUUGGUCAAGAAUUUCAUGGCUGGAAUUGUCAAACCCUUUGCCAGAGUGGUAGGACCCAGUGGCAUCCGUUUUGGAACCGUACAGUACAGCGAUACUGCCAGGGUGGAGUUUACAUUUACUACAUACCUGAAUGGAACUGAGCUCAUAACUGCCAUAGAGAAUAUCAACUAUAAAGGUGGAAACACGCGGACUGGGGCUGGCCUAAAAUAUAUCGCAGACAACUUCUUCAGCCCGUCCUCUAUCAGAGAUGUACCCAAGAUCGCUAUUCUCAUUACUGAUGGUAAAUCUCAGGACAGUGUGCAGGAGCCUUCUCAAAAACUACGUAGCCUUGGAGUCAAAAUAUUUGCAAUUGGUAUAAAGAGUGCAGACCCAGCUGAGCUGAAGCUCAUUGCCUCUCUUCCUCAAAGUGAAUUCACCUCUCAAAUUGGGAAUUUCAAAGCUCUCAGCUCUUUGCUGCCCCUAGUGUCUCGACGUGUGUGUACAACAACUGGAGGCUCUUACUCAAGUGAUGAGACCUACAGUGGUCCAUCAGACUUGCAGUUUUCAGGUGAGACCACCAAUUCACUGAGAUUUCGAUGGACGCCUGCAGGAGGGCCUGUAAGUGGCUAUGUGGUCCAGUAUAGGCCACUAUCUAGCCUGGGUCAGCCAAUCACAGCAGAGCUUCGACAGGAAACAAUACCAAGCAACCAGCAGAGCUUCACUGCACGAGAGCUGCGUUCAGGCACAGACUACCUGAUCACUGUUAUUGCUCAGUACCCAAACAGCUUGGGAGAGUCAGUGUCUGGCAAAGCCCGAACAAAGCCUCUCCAAGGUGUGACUGCACUGCGACUGAUCCAGACCGGGUUUUUUACUCUGGCUUUGGGCUGGGACACUCCAGAUGACCAAGUACAGGGUUACAGAAUCACCUAUGGACCUACAGGUCAGCCUGCUGGACAGCUGCUGGAACAGUCUGUGGGGGCAGAGUCUACUUCUCUGACUUUGGUCGGGCUUAAGUCAGACACAGAAUAUGUGAUCAACUUGUACCCACUGUUUCCCCGUAACAGUGCCACACCAGCUACCCUGUCUGCCCGCACAUUGCGUUUAGAGGGAGUGCAGCAGCUUUCCGUUGACACUAUCUCAAGCAACAGUGUUCGAGUCCGCUGGACAGGAGUGGCGGGGGCCAGAGGAUAUAGAGUUGUUUGGGGCCCUUUCACAGGAAGUGAUGUGGAGACCGUAGAACUGGGAGGUGAUAGUGAAUCUCACACUCUGGGGAAUCUGAGACCAGACACAGAGUACAUCGCUACAGUCAUCGCUCUGUACGAAGGAGAAGUUGAAGGACCAGCAGCCACUGCACGUUUUAAGAUAGAGCGCUCAGAGCAACAGGUCCUGAGAGCCACGACUACAGGACCCACCAGCAUCAGAUUAAACUGGAACCUCAUAGAGGCCGCCAGAGGCUACCGACUGGAAUGGAAAGCUGGAGAGAGAGGCAGAGUUCAGAAGCAAGAGUUCCCAAAAAGCUCCACCAACUAUGAGCUCAGAAGUCUACAGCCGAACACAGAGUACAUCAUAACUCUAUACACACUCUACGAGGGGCGAGAAGAAGCUACUUUCUUUUCAACCAAACCAACAGCAGAGCAGCAAGUUGGUCCUGUCACGAACCUGAGGGUGGUGGAUUCACUCGGAAACAUUAUUCGAUUAGGAUGGACAGGAGUCUCUGGGGCAACACAAUACAACAUCCUCAUUCUUAAUACAGAAUCAAAUGCAGAGGUGAACAGAAGAGUUCCUGGGAAUCAGACCACCUUUGACCUACGGGAUCUUGAAGAUGGUGUACGCUAUGCUGUCAGUGUAAAUGCACUAGUUGGAUCCAAUGAAGGGGAACCAGCAACAGUGUACAUCGUAACAGAACCGCCACUGAGGGUGACCAACUUGCGGAUAGUUGGGAGCAACAGUCGACGAGUCAGGAUUGCAUGGACUGGUGUUUCUGGGGCAACAGGCUACCGAGUUACCUGGAGACAAAGCAACACUGCAGAGCAAUCCCGUGUCCUAGGUGGCGAUGUCACUGCCUACACUAUAGACGGGCUGCAGCCAGAUGAUUCUGUUGUUGUGGGUGUUGCCCCAGUGAUUGAUGGGCAGACUGGAGAAGUGGUCUCUGUGUCUACAAGAACCAGUGGUUCUACUGGAAUUGUUACAGGGCUAAGAGUCAAUGAAGUAACAUCUGCAAGGAUAGCAAUAAACUGGAUUCCUGUGAAUAGAGCAACAGGCUAUAAAAUAAUCUGGCGGCGAAGUGAUGGAGUGGAGGACUCUGAGAUUGUAUCCGCUGAUGUGGCUUCCUAUGCCAUUGAUAGACUCCAGGAAGGUGCAGCCUACCAAAUAUUAGUCUCAGCCCUUUUUAACUCACGGGAAGGACCUUCUGCCACUGUGACUGCAAGGACAGGUAAUCAGGCCACAGUGGGUCGCGUCACCAAUUUACAGGUGGUGGAGGCCCAAGGGGAGGUUGUUCGAGUGAGCUGGGUUGGAGUUCAAAAUGCGACUUCAUACAGAGUACUUUGGAAAAGGACUGAUGGAGGAGAGGAGCGGAGUCAGCUGGUUGGUGGUAAUGUGACCUCAGUGGAUCUGAGGCAGUUGGAUGAAGGGGCACAAUAUGAAGUGAAGGUUCUGGCUCUAGUUCGGAACAGAGAAGGCCCACCUGUCUCCGUCAGAGUCACUACGGGGAGCCAGAGAGGGACAAGAGUAGAGGGUUUGCGUCUUUUGGACUCGACCCCAGGGGGGCUCCGUAUAACCUGGAGAGCAGUGAGGGGAGCCAACUCAUAUCGAAUCUACUGGAGGUCCUCACAAGGUGAACCUGAAUCAAGUCGUCAGAUUAGUGGCGAUGCAACUUCAUACACCCUCGAUGGACUUCGUCCUGGUCUGAGCUACACUGUAAGAUUGUCUGCUGUGGUGGACGGUCAAGAAACUGAAGCUACCACCAUCAGAGCAACCACUGAUGCCCUGCCAGCUACGACUGGUUUGAGUGUGACAGACAGUACUGAGAACUCGGUACUUUUAGGCUGGUCACCGGUAACAGUAGCCACAGGAUAUAUUUUACGCUGGGCAGACGUAGAAGACACAGGAACGGGUCAGUCUGAAACGCUGCCCGGUACAGCCACUUCUUACCGUGUGACAGGUCUACGACUGGGCCGUCGGUACCGUUUCACCCUGCAGCCCACCUUCCAAAACCAGGUUGGACCUGAGACCAGCGUGGAGGAACGCACAGUGUGUGUGGGAGGGCGUUUGGAUGUUGUCUUCCUUGUCCCUGCGUCUCGUGAUCGCUCUGGCCUGGUGGGACCUGUGUUGUCUCUGCUCGCCAGUACUGCUGGAUCCUUUACCUCCAUCGGACCCAGAGACUCCCAGAUGGGGGUGGUGAUGUACAGUGAAGAUCCAAAAGUGCGCUUCCUCCUCAAUCGUCAUAGCAACAAUGAGACCCUUCUGCAGGAUAUUUUGACCACCCCAUUCAAUGACAGACCAGGAAAUAAUAUAGGCCAGGCAAUGACAUACGCACGUCAGUUUUUGCUGAGCGCACCAGCAGGUCGGAGGUAUAGUGUUCCCGGGGUGGUUGUUAUUAUCGCUGACGAGAAGUCAACUGAUGAUCUUAGCCAGCCUGCUGCUGCUGUUAGAGCCGAUGGUGUGACAGUGUUGGCGGUAGGAAUUGGACGUGCAGACUCUAGAGAGCUGCGUUCAGCAGUGACGGAUGGCAGCACUCAGAAUCUGCUCUAUGCUCAAGACGCAAAUCAGCUCAAUGGUCUCCAACCCGACCUGGCAGACCUCCUCUGUGGCCUUGCACGUGGGACUAGUGUCACGCCAGGGCCUUGUACCGCACAGUGUCCACAGGGUGCUAAAGGGGAACUGGGUCAGAAGGGUGAGAGGGGCAGAGAUGGAGUGGAUGGAAGAAAAGGCGAGCCUGGUCGUGAUGGUUUACCCGGUCGUGAGGGCCCCAGAGGACCAGAGGGGCCACCAGGUCAACCAGGCAGCGGUCUGGGAGUGAGAGGAGAGAAAGGCGAGAGAGGUUUCCCAGGAUUGGAUGGCAGUUCAGGUGUUCCAGGUCGUCCUGGUGCAGUUGGAUUACCAGGCAUUCAGGGAUUACCAGGUGUUACAGGAGACCCUGGAGAACCAGGCAAUUCAGGCCCUCAGGGAUUAAAGGGAGAGAAAGGUGAAAGGGGGGAACCUGGAUCUGCUUUAGGAGGAGGUUUACCGGGCCGUAAAGGAGAGCCAGGAAUCCCAGGGUUCCCCGGCACUCCUGGUCGUCUAGGUGCUGAUGGGCCAAAGGGAGAGCCAGGUGCACGUGGUCUGCCUGGACAGGAUGGUCGCCCUGGGUUGCCAGGCACUGCUGGAUUUUCUAUUAAAGGUGAAAAAGGCAGCCCUGGUGAGAGGGGUCCUCCCGGAGUGGGUAGUGGGGUAGCUGCUAAAGGUGAUGCCGGUGAACCUGGAAGUCCUGGACCGCCUGGUGCUCAGGGUCCACGAGGACUGACUGGACAAAAAGGAUCCAAAGGAGAAUCUGGUGAGGGUAUUGAGGGUAAACCAGGCCCCCAAGGAAACACUGGAGACCCUGGUGAUCGGGGUCCCCGAGGACCACCUGGUGAAAUUGGAAGUAAGGGUGAUCGAGGACAGACUGGACCACCUGGUUCAGAUGGAGCCAAGGGAGACAGAGGCCUUCCUGGUCCAGCAGGAGACAAGGGAGAUAAAGGUUCAGCAGGCCCCCCUGGACUUCAAGGACUGAGGGGAUUUCCAGGGAGCAGUGGCCUUUCUGGAGAAAAGGGUGCUGACGGUGAAAAAGGGCAACCAGGAAUCUGUGACUGUCAAGGUUCAUUUGGGAAGAAAGGAGAGCGGGGUGAAAGGGGCCUCCCAGGUCCUGAAGGCAGUAAAGGUGGUAAAGGAGAUGCAGGACAAAAAGGGGAAAGGGGUACCCCUGGAGCAGGAGAGCCUGGCCAACCUGGACCUAAAGGGGACCAGGGUGAUCGGGGUCUCACUGGAUUGUCUGGAAAACCUGGUGCGAAGGGCAGUCAAGGUGACGCAGGGGAGAGAGGGGAGGCAGGAAAUUCUGGUCCACAGGGGCCCAUGGGCCCCAGAGGGAAGGAUGGACUAAAAGGAGACAAAGGAGAGGAUGGCAUUCCAGGAGAAUCAGGGUUGGCGGGUAAACCAGGGGAGAGAGGUCUAAGAGGACUGCCAGGUCAACCAGGUCAACCUGGGCUAAAAGGAGACACGGGUGAUCCAGGGGAAGAUGGAAGAAAUGGUACCCCAGGUCCCAGCGGACCAAGAGGCACAAAGGGAGAACAGGGAAUACAAGGUCCCCCUGGGCCACCUGGUGAUGUGACAUCUGGAGAGAAACAACUGAAAGGUGACAGAGGAGAAAAGGGAGAGGCAGGUGACCCAGGGGAGCAUGGGGCUAAAGGCCAAAAGGGUGAAACAGGAGCUUCAGGCCCGCCAGGACCAAGUGGUCCUGAGGGGCUGCGGGGGCUACCAGGAGCCAGAGGUGACCCGGGCGAUAGGGGCAGUCCAGGAGACAAGGGAGAAAGAGGAGGGGCUGGUUUGGAUGGACGACCCGGUCAGGAUGGGAAACCUGGGCCGCCUGGAACUCCUGGAUUACGGGGUGACCCAGGAAAACAAGGGGAUCCUGGAAGAGAUGGCUUGGCGGGACUAAGAGGGCCUCAGGGGCCUCCAGGACCACUUGGGCCCCCAGGAGCUAAUGGCACACCUGGUAAAGCAGGGGAGGAUGGUAAACCAGGACUGCCUGGAAAACCUGGCGAGGAUGGCGUGCCAGGAGAGGAUGGUCGAAAGGGAGAUAAAGGAGAGUCGGGGCCUGCUGGAAGAGAUGGUCGAGAUGGGUUGAAAGGUGAUCAGGGCAUUGCAGGACCUAUUGGCCCUCAAGGUUCCAUUGGACCCCCUGGAGUUCCUGGAAAUGUCGGACCACCAGGACCUGUGGUGUAUGUUAAAGGGGAGCCAGCAACACCUAUUCCAGGCCCCCUGGGCCCUCCAGGAGCCCCUGGAGUACCUGGUGUUCCAGGAGCUGCUGGACAAAGAGGGGAGAGAGGUCUGCCAGGCUUGAAAGGAGAUGUGGGUGAUCCAGGAGAGGAUGGCAGACCAGGAACUGUAGUGGAUGUGAAGAGAGCUUUGUCAGAAUUUGGCAUUGAGGUCAGAGAACUGAAACUAUUAGUUGAUGACAGAAGCAAUCUGGUAUCAAAGUUGAGCGAAUUGACGGAGGGAAAGAGGGGAGAAAAGGGAGAUGUCGGAACCAGAGGCCCUCCAGGAGCAGAUGGUGCAAGGGGUUUUCCGGGUGAACGAGGUGUCAAAGGAGAGCACGGUGAGAAAGGGCCUCCUGGCCCACAGGGUCCUCCAGGCAGGGCAAUUGGAGAAAGAGGCCCAGAGGGUCCACCAGGACAGGCAGGUGAACCCGGAAAGCCAGGAAUACCAGGAGUACCAGGACGAGCCGGUGAACUUGGAGAAGCUGGCAGACCUGGGGACAAGGGGGGAAAAGGGGAAAAAGGGGACAAAGGGCCAGCUGGUCCGGCUGGAUUGCCUGGCCUAGGGGGGCCUCCAGGACCAAAGGGGGAUUCUGUCUCCGCUCAGAGUGGUUUGCCUGGUCCAAGGGGUCUUCCAGGCCCCCAAGGUAUCAGAGGAGAGGCUGGUCCAGUAGGACCUCCUGGAACUACAGGAGAGAGGGGCUACACAGGUCCUCGUGGGGAGAAGGGAGACAAAGGAGCCAGUGGAGAACGUGGAAAAGAUGGCUUCCCAGGAAGUCCAGGAGAGCCAGGAAAACCAGGGCUGGAUGGGAAGCCGGGCUUGCCUGGGUUCCCAGGAGUGCUGGGCAGACCGGGGAAUCCAGGAGAACCAGGAAUAAGAGGACCAACCGGACCGAUGGGCGGAAAUGGACCCCCAGGGGCUCCUGGUGUAAAGGGUGACCAAGGAGAACCAGGCAUUGGAGUUCAAGGCCCUCCUGGAUCUCAGGGCAACAGAGGGUUACCUGGACCUCCAGGCACUCCAGGAGCAAUAGGACCACAAGGACCUCCAGGGCUUCCAGGACAAGUGGGAGAGGGGGGCAAGCCUGGGGUCCCAGGGAGAGACGGUGUUCCAGGAAAAGAUGGCCUGCCAGGGUUAUCUGGGAAACAGGGUAUUGCCGGACCCAUCGGGUCCCCAGGAUUAAAAGGAGAGCAGGGAGACAGCGGUCCACCAGGAAAGUCUGUCACCGGACCCCCUGGAACGAAGGGUGAGAUGGGUCCUCCUGGUCUGACAUUACCAGGUACCGUUGGAGAAAGAGGCCUUCCUGGUUCACCGGGUCUAAAAGGAGACAAAGGGCCAGCGGGAAUCAAAGGAGAAAGAGGUGCUGCGGGUGAUCCUGGAGAUCCUGGUGAGAAUGGAAUGAGAGGACCACCAGGGCUCAAAGGAGUCAAAGGAGAGGCAGGUGUGGGAAUGCCUGGGCCUCCAGGACAACUUGGCCCCAUUGGCUUAAAGGGUGACCCUGGCUUACCAGGUCCUCCGGGCCCUCCUGGACCACGUGGAUUGGAUGGCACGCCAGGACUGGCAGGGCAGAGAGGUGAAGCAGGACAGCCAGGACCCCCUGGACCACCAGGAGACAGGGGUCUACAAGGGUUUAUUGGCAAAGCCGGAAACCCUGGAAUACCAGGAGCUGCUGGGCCCCCUGGACCCCCAGGCACUGCGGGCCUUGCAGGACUGAAGGGCGAUAAGGGUGAAAUUGGUAUAGGAGUGCCAGGUUUAAGAGGAGAGCGAGGAGACCCAGGGCCUCGGGGAGAAGAAGGUCGGGCUGGAACAGAUGGAGAGAGAGGCCCUACUGGUCCUCUUGGCAGCAAAGGAAACAGAGGAGAUAAGGGCGAACAAGGUCCUUCGGGAAUUAAAGGAGAAAAGGGAGAUACUCAGCUGGUGGGUGGACCUCCAGGAGAGAAAGGAGUGAAAGGAGAAACCGGGGAGCGGGGACCUAAAGGUGGACAGGGUGAAAAGGGUGCAAAGGGACAGGAAGGACCACCAGGAGAACAGGGUCUGAGAGGGGAGCCGGGAGAGAGAGGUUCCACUGGCUUCCAGGGAGCCCGUGGUCCUGGUGGUCAGAAGGGAGAAGCAGGGCUGCCAGGUGUCCCAGGAGAAGCAGGAACACCUGGUAAAGAUGGUCUGCCUGGAAUGAGAGGAGAGAAGGGAGAGUUUGGGCCUGGAGGUCCGCGAGGCCUCAAGGGAGAACGAGGCGCCAAGGGAGCAUGUGGACAAAGCGGUCCAAAAGGAGACAAGGGGGAUGCUGGGAUUAAUGGCAGACCGGGAUUGCCAGGAAAGAAAGGAGAGCAGGGUGAAGGCGGGUCUCCAGGUCCCACAGGAAGUCCAGGGAAGGAGGGUCUCAUUGGAGCCAAGGGUGACAGAGGCUUUGAUGGAGUUACUGGGCCGAAGGGAUCACAGGGAGAGAAAGGUGAACGGGGCCAACCUGGUAUCCCUGGUUCCCUGGGUCCAAGAGGAGCGGAUGGACCCCCUGGUCUAACGGGCCCUCAAGGACCUGCUGGAGGUAAAGGUCCAGAGGGCCUGCAAGGACAAAAGGGUGAAAGAGGUCCUUCAGGCCCUGCUAUGGUUGGCCCACGUGGCAUCCCUGGGAUCCCAGGAGAAAGAGGAGAACAGGGCGAGAUUGGCACUGAUGGACCUAAAGGAGACAGAGGAGAACCAGGCAUGACGGAGGAUGAGAUUCGGACUUAUGUUCGAAGUGAGAUGAACCUGCAUUGUGGUGUUCUGGAAGUUGAGAAACCUGUACCAGUGCAGGCUUACCGAAGCUCCUCCACGUCCCCUGAGCGCUCACUAGUCCGAGGGGACGAGGAGGGUCAAAAGCUGCGUGUUGUGAUGAACACAAAUGAUCCAGACUACGAGCACAUUUACUCUAUAGAGACCUAUGAUGAUGAUGCUCCAAUGGUGGAGAUUGCUGACUAUGACACCACUGUCAAUAAAAGCCAGGGUCAAACCGUCUCUUUUGAUUCUUUAAAAGCUGAAAGGACAAAAUUUGAGGUGAACGGUGAAGACUCCUGCAUCUUGCCCAUGGAAGAGGGUAAUUGUUCCCACUAUACUUUGCGUUGGUACUUUAACUCUGAGGUGGGCGUCUGUAGACCUUUUAUCUACAGCGGCUGUGGAGGAAACGCUAACCGCUUUUUACAGAAGGAAGAUUGUGAGAAACUCUGUCUACAACAAUAAGAAGAAUUGAGUUUUGGCUUGAAGACAAGAGUUGACUGCAAACAGAGGAUCUUUAACUCAUCAGCAAUAUAAAAAAGCUAAACCUCAGUGUUGAACACUGCCAUUAUGCACAAGAGAUCAAGGUAGAGAUUGAUGUCAACACCUUUUCCUCAGCGGAACAAGCAAAUUUUAAAUAUUGAUCAGAUCUUUCUUGUUUAUUUAUUUUGUGUCUGUUGAGCUGCCAAACAUCUGUUAAUAUUCCUGCCGAUCUGGAUUCAUCUACAUACAUUGUUAUAUAUAUAUAUAUAUAUAUAUAUAUAUAUAUAUACACAUGUACAUAAGUCCAG
Messenger RNA from Onychostoma macrolepis, 10027 nucleotides. It is a transcript of the gene col7a1, whose product is annotated as collagen, type VII, alpha 1. The transcript is spliced from 119 exons. The record is from RefSeq and is a predicted model, not a curated record. Bases 369 to 9701 code for a protein of 3110 amino acids. NCBI's taxonomy places the organism in Eukaryota, Metazoa, Chordata, Actinopteri, Cypriniformes, Cyprinidae. Gene Ontology annotation, molecular function: serine-type endopeptidase inhibitor activity; protein binding.